UUCUAGGGUUCGUAGAUACGGUAAAAAGGAUUUAGCUGCCCACUCGAAGAAAACUACAAUCUGGGCUUCGAGAGUGAGAAAGUGACGAAAUUUGACGGUAGGUUUGGUUUUGUCAUGACAAUUUAUGCGUUUUUAACUUGCGUUAUCGGUCACUUGUGGUGAAUUUCUUCUCUUCUGUUAAUUUCAAUUACGCCGUGAUCCUUUGUUUGGAGACGAGAGGUUUUUGUUACCAUUAGAGUUAGGGUAUUCUGCAUUUCGGAUUUGUGGCGCAUUUUGAGCUAGAUGCCGCAUGAAUUUUGUGAAUAGAUGGAAUUAGGGGUUCUGGUGCGCGUACAUUGUAUAUGGAGUUCGUAUUCUUGCUCCGGAGGUGUUCAAGAUUGUAGAUUUGAAUGCUAAGCAAAACCUUCGGCUUGGUUUGGUUUCAUUUGUUUCCGAUACAUCCAUCCAAAAACAAAUGAAGAGUUCAUAUUUUUAAAAUCCCAACCAUGUUUUUCAGUUAACAUUGAAUAGUUAUGGUUUGUUUGCUUCACUUUGAAUGCCCCUAGGAUAAGCAUUAGUAAUGGUGCACUGUUUUGCGCAGUUCAGUGUUUGGUGGUUUCUGAAAUGCGAAUGUUUAUGUACGAGGAAUAACGGCUUCAUGGUGUAAUUAGAAGGGGUUAAGAUAGGUAUUGUCUGAAUACAAACAAGAUAAAUAUUAGAAUAAAAGGAUGGUACUUCAUCAUAAUUGGACUAUAGUAGAUUGUAAUGUAAGUUUGAAGUCCCCACGACCAUCCACUUGCUGUAGGUCUGUAUAUGCCUAUGCAUGGUUUUGCUAAUCAAGUUCACAUCAAAAUAUUCAAGGUGUAGUGAAUUGUCCUAAUACCUAAUACGAGAGAUGUUUCUGUUAAAUGCAUUUAAGGUUGCGCAUUUGUCACAUUUAUGGUUCCUGUGCAUUAUAUGGCUGCAGGAAAAUUACAGACUGGACAUGUGUUCUGGAAGUGAUAUUAAUCUUUUAAGCAAUUGGUCAUUCUAAUUAUCCAACCUGUAGCUUUUGACUUAUUGGGGAUACCUCUUACACCAUUCUCUGUUUUUUUCCUAUUGGAUAAAUAUGGUCUAUCAUGAUUUUCAUUUCCUUUUAAACUGUUUCCCAUUUCUAAUUACUUGCUCAUCCCCUCCUUUUGUUUGUUCAUUUGCUUUGAGUGCAUUGGUCCUAUAAAAUUGAUAUAGACUGAAUGUUUGGCCUUGUUCUUUCUUUUCCGGCAAUGGUCAUUAUCUAUAUUUCAAGAUAUUCAAUGCUUCGUUGGUUUUGUACCUUAUUGAGCAUCAUGCUCCUACAAUUGAGCAUUCUUUCUUGCCUGUUCUUGCUUGUAGUACAUUUUGUCACCCCUUGUUUUAACUUUGUUCACUUUGAAACUCCUCGGAACCAUACCUCAUGGACCCAAUUCAAUCAAUUUUCUUACUCUGGAGCUCCUUAUGCCCUUUCUUUUUGCUAUUGCCGAUCCACAAUUUUCUUCUUUCUUUUGCAAAUGUAUCUGGCUUCUGCACUUUCCUCAGAGCGGCUAUAGAAGUUUGUUUUCUUGGAGAUAUAAGAUGCCAAGAACCAGGGCCAAUGCUGCUAAAUCUGCUGAACCUGAGAAGCCUGUUGAGGAUGAAGAACAGGUUGAACUUGGUGCUGACAAUGACAUGGAUGAGGAGGAAGUUGAGUAUGAAGAAGUAGAGGAAGAGGUAGAAGAGGAAGAAGAGGAAGUUGAGGAAGAGGUUGAAGAGGAAGUUGAGGAAGAAGAGGAAGAGGAGGAAAAUGAUGCACGAAAGGAACCUGAUGGUGAUGAUGAAAUGGAAAAUGCUGAAGGUGAGGACGUGAAGAGAGGGCAUGCCGCACUUCUUGCACUUCCUGAACAUGGUUCCGAGGUGUACCUUGGUGGAAUUUUGCAAGAUACUUCUGAAGAUGAACUGAAGCGAUUUUGUGAAUCAAUUGGGGAGGUUACAGAGGUCAGAAUAAUGAAGGGAAAGGACUCAACUGAGAACAAGGGUUAUGCUUUUGUAACCUUCAGGACCAAAGAAUUGGCCAGUAAGGCUAUUAAGGAGCUUAACAAUAAAGAACUAAAGGGGAAGAGGCUGAAAUGCUCUACAUCUCAAGCAAAACAUAAGCUGUUCAUAGGUAAUGUGCCCAGGAAUUGGAGAGAGGAGGAUAUCAAGAAGGUUGUAAAUAAAGUUGGGCCUGGUGUUGUUGCCGUGGAACUUUUAAAGGACCCACAAAACUCAAGUCGGAAUCGCGGAUUUGUGUUCAUCGAGUAUUACAAUCAUGCAUGUGCUGAGUAUGCCAGGCAGAAAAUGUCAAAUCCAAAUUUCAAGCUAGACGAUAACUCUCCAACUGUGAGUUGGGCGGAUCCUAAAAGUGCAGAAUCUUCGUCUUCUCAGGUCAAAGCAGUCUAUGUGAAGAACUUGCCAAAAGAUGUAACCCAGGAUCAGCUUAAGGAACUGUUUGAGCAUCAUGGGAAGAUUACAAAAGUUGUUCUUCCCCCAGCCAAACCUGGUCAGGAGAAGAGCCGAUAUGGCUUUGUUCACUUUGCAGAAAGAUCGAGUGCAAUGAAAGCUCUGAAGAAUACAGAGAAGUAUGAGAUUGAUGGUCAAGUUGUAGAAUGCUCGCUUGCGAAGCCACAAGCUGAUCAGAAAUCUGCUGGGGGUUCGAACUCACAGAAGGGAGCUAUAUUUCCAUCCUAUCCACCUAAUAUGGGAUAUGGUUUGGUUGGAGCAUCUUAUGGUUUGGGUGCUGGAUAUUCGGGUGCAAACUUUGCCCAACCGCCACUGAUCUAUGGAAGGGGAGGUGCUCCUGGAAUGGCCAUGAUGCCCAUGCUUUUGCCUGAUGGGAGGAUUGGAUAUGUCAUGCAACAGCCUGGAGUGCAGCCUCACACCCCACCACCACAGCAAAGAGGCGGCCGUGGCAGUGGGGGAGGCGGAAGUUCAGGCGGGGGAAGACGUGGCCAUGGUCAUGACAGCGGGCGGGGGCGUAGCCGUUAUAAUCCUUAUUGAUUCUGAUUUAAAUUGGCUUCUGGUGUCUUGUUGUGGUGGAGGAGCAUGAAUCGUGUAGUCUCUGAAUUUAUUUAUGGAUCAUGGGAGUGAGUGUCAUAUUAUAUUGAAUCUGUCAUGAGAAGUGAACAUGCCAAUGCCAAUUAAUGCAAAAAUGUAGUUCAGUGCA
Messenger RNA from Salvia splendens (bonfire salvia), 3175 nucleotides. RefSeq names its product heterogeneous nuclear ribonucleoprotein Q. Bases 1453 to 3009 code for a protein of 518 amino acids. Lineage: Eukaryota; Viridiplantae; Streptophyta; Magnoliopsida; Lamiales; Lamiaceae. The record is from RefSeq and is a predicted model, not a curated record. The transcript is spliced from 8 exons. Gene Ontology annotation, molecular function: RNA binding.